Letharia columbiana is the source of this 294-nucleotide messenger RNA. RefSeq lists its product as uncharacterized. The record is from RefSeq and is a predicted model, not a curated record. The coding region runs from base 1 to 294 and encodes 97 amino acids. Lineage: Eukaryota; Fungi; Ascomycota; Lecanoromycetes; Lecanorales; Parmeliaceae. The transcript is spliced from 3 exons.
AUGGCAGAAUUUCAGGAAGCUCACGAGGGUCCAGACUUGAGCGAUGAAAUGAUUGAAGUGCCCAACGGCCAAGGGGGGUUCAGUGAGGUUCAAGGACCCGUGCAAAGCGAAGGAGAGUUCAUUUUUCCAAUGGCUACUGCACGAGAUAGCCUCCACCGCUGUCAGGAUGACAGAUGGAAUAGGAUGUUGGCACGCAUGGAUCAAGAUGCACAGGGGGAGAAAGAAGACAGAGCCGAUUCUUCAGACGAGGUGGAGGAUGGCGAUGGCGAUGACGAUGGAGCCAAGUAUGCGUGA